Trichomonas vaginalis G3 is the source of this 1185-nucleotide messenger RNA. RefSeq names its product keratin-associated protein family. The annotation marks the transcript as partial. Lineage: Eukaryota; Parabasalia; Trichomonadida; Trichomonadidae. The transcript has a single exon. The record is from RefSeq and is a predicted model, not a curated record.
AUGAAAAAGAUUAAUGAUAAUAAGAGUUCUGGCGGAAGAGUUGAAUUAGAAGUGAAUGAUGUUAAUGAGAAAUUAGCCGAAAAAGCAGAUAAAAACCACGUUCAUUAUAUAACUUCAGACGAACAGAUUAUAACGGACUACCAUGGAUAUUUAACACGAAGUGAUGAAGCGAAGACAAAAAAUGUUAAUGAAAGAAGAUAUAAAUACAUUCGUGCUAAAGGUUAUGACAUAAGCUGUACUGUACAGUAUGAUGUAGCUAAAGCACCAGAAGCAUUUGGUUAUACCGGUGAAAUUUAUGCCUCUACUUUCAAUGUUAACGGUGUAUUAGUUGAACCAAGAUUUAUGUUAAGAGUUAAGGCAAAAAUAACGUUUGAAGAUGCUAUUAAAAGUAAAGCUGACAAAGUUGAACUCGAAGCAAUGAACAAAGUUUUGAAAUCUCAUAAACACAACAUCUCCGAUAUAAAUGAACUUCAAGCUACAUUAGACAGUAAAGCUGACAAAAAUCAUACACAUAACUCCUUCUCAACUGUUAGAGCAGACGACAUAAUAUUGAACUAUACCCUUGGUUCAAGUGCACCUUUAGAGAAUCCAAGUACAAGCGUAAAAGAUACACUAAACUCCUUAAAUAACAAAUGUAUGAAUAUCGAAGGUCAUGCCAGAAACUUUGAAACACAUGAACUACCAGCAAUGUUAGAUAAGAAAGCAGACAAAACUUAUGUGGAUACAGAACUAACAAAGAAAUUUUCGAAACCAGAUACAAUGACAUUUACAACAGAAAUUAUAAAUGGUGAACCAGCAACUCCAUUUGAAUUUGUUAGAGGUCUUCAACCAGAUACUUUUGAAUUUUUCUUGGAUAAUUCUAUUGAACUAACAUUACAUUAUAAAAGUGGAACAAAUGCAACAUUUCAUCCGGGAGAUACAUUCCAAAUGGUAUUUAAUGACAUAAGUUCUUUAGAAUAUGUUUAUAGAGUUAUGAGCAUAUAUGAUUUAAUAUAUCCUAUAGGAGCUGUUUAUACGUCUAUGAAUCCAAUAAAUCCAAACACUUUAUUUGGUGGUAGAUGGUAUGAAAUAGUUGACAGUUUUCCAUUCUACACUAAUACUCAGUCAAUGAAGAUGGGAGGUUCAAAGAAAAUAGGUAUUGAAAACCUUCCUUCACAUAUGCAUAGGUUCAGUGGAAGAACAUCU